Molecule: messenger RNA, 1208 nt
Organism: Mytilus trossulus (common blue mussel)
Lineage: Eukaryota; Metazoa; Mollusca; Bivalvia; Mytilida; Mytilidae
Exons: 2
Coding region: 131-694 (187 amino acids)
Source: RefSeq, a predicted model, not a curated record
AUUUUCACUUCCGGGACGUUCAACCACUUUACGCAGGAAAAAAUCACAACAAGCCAUUCAUCAUAGUAUAACAGAAAGGAGAGCGACCAUGUAUUAAUUCUAUUCAACAAGUUACUUUAAUUUAUGAGUUAUGUCAUCAGAUUCAGAGUCAGAAUGUCAAGAAGAACAGCUGUCAUUGGCAGAACUGUUAAAAUGGAAAGUUCCAGAACUAAAGGAUUGGUUGGAAAGAAGAAAUUUAAAAAAAUCAGGUCUAAAGGAUACAUUAGUCAAACGUGUAUAUAGGGCAAUGUCAAAUGGGGACUCAGACUUUUCAGAAGAAGAAUCUUGUCCAGUUAUUUCAAUUGAUUUAGUUUCAAAUCCAUGGAAACCACUAGACUUUACUGAUAUACCAGAAAUAUCCAUUAAAGAUGUUGACAGCUAUUUCAUGUACCACAAAAAUCCCACAACUGGGGAGAGUACCAAUUUUGAAAGGCAAAUGAAAAAGGCAAAACGAUUGUGUAACGAAGGAUUCAUAAGAGACAUUGAAUAUAAUCCUAUUAAUCAAGGAUCAGAACACAAUUACUUUAGGAGUAAAUGUAUGCCUUCUAUGAGACAAAUUGUACAAGUUGGAGACACUGGAAAUACUGCAAAGUACUAUUAUCUGCAUAUAAGUACCAUCAAAGUCACUGGCCUAAUUGUAAGUGCUUUUUUGUAACUGUAAAGCAGGGGGAGCAGGGCUAUGUGCACACGUAGGUGCACUUCUGUACACACUUGUUAAGACAAAAGAUGCAUGUACAUCUAAUGCAUGUGGAUGGGAUAGACCUAGGCCACUACAAAGGAAACCAAGCCCAAAAAGAGUGUGUGACAUUAAAUUUGUUAAAACUGAAAAAGAACAAAAAGCUGAAAAAAUAAAACCAUACCCUGGAGUAUAUCAAGCUGGACCUUGUAGAGAAGAAGGCAAUUUAUUCUUGCAUGAUAUAUUAGAUGGACUAAAGGAUGUAUACCCCGAGUGUGUACUUUAUCAGACUCUGCGGCCGGAACAUGCAAACAUUGAUACAUUUUUAGAACUAUUUCAAACCAAUUUUAGUUAUAUGGAUAAUAUUAUUAUCAAAUCAGCAGAAUGUUUAAAUGUCUUUGAAGCGUUUGUUAACAGCUUGAUGGUCACUUCCAAGAUUAGUGAGAAUUUAGAGAAAGCUACAAGGGGUCAGCAUUUUAAUGUAAAUUGGAAG